AUGGAUAAAAUGACUAUCAUGCUCUCUGUUUUGACUUCCUAUUGUGUCUUAGUUUGUGGAUUGAAUACAACACUUACCACAACGACAGCGGUGCAAUCCAUUCCGCCUCUGGGAACAUCAACUGGCAAGGGAUUGAAUAUGACAACUGUGUUAAGGGCUAACGAUACUUUAAACGGAUCAACAAAUACAACGUCUACAUCCGAACAAACAACCCCGUCUGCGACUGUAACCAAAGUACCAAAGUUAACAACUACACCUGCGACUACAACCGAACAGACUACGAAUCUGCCUUAUGAAGGCGCUUUGACAGAGACUGAAGAAUUGGCUAUCAUCCUUACGGCAGUUGUUAUAGGAACAGCAGUAGCUAUCGUACUCGUAGCCUUAAUGAGUCGCUAUUUUCUGACAAGUAAGACUCUAAGCCAGGAACAGAAACAGAAAUUUAAGCAGGGGUCGAUAUCUAAUGGAUUACCGGCAUUCAAUUUAGAAAUGGCCGACUACGAUAAUGUCCAAACGGAUAAUCAGUAUCCUUCGACUUCUUCGGGAUCUGGUCGAUGA
This is a messenger RNA of Lottia gigantea (owl limpet), 555 nucleotides long. RefSeq lists its product as hypothetical. Bases 1 to 555 code for a protein of 184 amino acids. The transcript has a single exon. The record is from RefSeq and is a predicted model, not a curated record. NCBI's taxonomy places the organism in Eukaryota, Metazoa, Mollusca, Gastropoda, Lottiidae.